Messenger RNA from Chrysemys picta bellii (western painted turtle), 1197 nucleotides. Lineage: Eukaryota; Metazoa; Chordata; Testudines; Emydidae. The record is from RefSeq and is a predicted model, not a curated record.
AUGUUCGUCCCCCUGGAGGCGCUGGAGGACUUGGGUGUCCGUGUGGUCCUAACCUCCGUCCCUCCCUUCCAGCGCUGUAACAAGGGCAAGCUUCGUUUUCUCUCUCCCUUACAGUGGGACCUGGUGUGUGACUCCCGGCAGCUGAAGCAGAUGGCUCAGUCCAUCUUUAUGACUGGGAUUCUGGUGGGAGGCAUCAUCUUUGGAGGUCUGUCAGACAGGUUUGGCCGCAGGUCUCCCUUGAUCUGGUGCUAUUUGCAGAUGGCUGUCACAGGCACCUGCACUGCCUUCUCGCCCAGCUUCACUGCCUACUGCAUCUUCCGCUUCCUGACUGGAAUGGCCUUCUCAGGCAUUAUGAUGAACAGUGUCUCUCUGUCUGUGGAAUGGACACCUACCCGCACACGGGCUGUUGUGGUCACCAUGUUUGGAUACUGCUACACAAUUGGGCAGUUCAUUCUGGCUGGGGUGGCUUACGCCAUCCCCAAUUGGUGCUGGCUGCAGCUUGUGGUGUCUUUGCCCUAUUUCAUCAGCUUCAUCUACUCCUGGUGGUUCGCGGAGUCCGCCCGCUGGCUGGUAAUAGCCGGCAGACCGGACGAGGCAGUGAAGCAGCUCCAGAGAGUGGCCAGGAUAAACCGGAAGAAGGAAGAAGGAGACAAACUUAACACAGAGGUCUUGAGAUCCAACAUGCUGAAAGAAAUAGCCUCUGCAAAGAGCAGCUAUACCUUCAUCGACCUGGUGCGGACCCCUGUCGUACGCCGGAUCUCCUUCUGCCUCUGCUUUGUAUGGUUCUCCACCAGCUUUGCCUAUUACGGGUUGGCCAUGGACCUUCAGAAUUUCGGUGUCAAUAUCGUCUUGAUCCAGCUGGUCUUUGGAGCUAUUGAUUUCCCAGCAAAAUUCAUCUCAGUCCUCACAAUCGGCUUCAUCGGGCGCCGGUUCACACAGGCCUUGACCCUCAUCCUGGCUGGACUCUCUAUCCUAGCCAACAUCUUUGUGCCACAAGAUCUGAAGAUCCUGCGCACCGUUCUGGCUGUCGUUGGAAAAGGCUGUCUUGCUGCCUCCUUUAACUGUGUCUACCUCUACACGAGUGAGCUGUACCCCACAGUGAUUAGGUAUGUAGAAAAAACUCAGAGGGUGCAGCUCAAACUUCACAUGCAGCCCCAUGGAACAGCAAAAGACCAGAGCCAAGUGACUAGUGAUUAG